This is a messenger RNA of Hylaeus volcanicus, 893 nucleotides long. Its product is annotated as hypoxanthine-guanine-xanthine phosphoribosyltransferase-like. Lineage: Eukaryota; Metazoa; Arthropoda; Insecta; Hymenoptera; Colletidae. Gene Ontology annotation, molecular function: magnesium ion binding; hypoxanthine phosphoribosyltransferase activity. The transcript is spliced from 7 exons. The record is from RefSeq and is a predicted model, not a curated record. Bases 77 to 628 code for a protein of 183 amino acids. Gene Ontology annotation, biological process: GMP salvage; guanine salvage; hypoxanthine metabolic process.
UCAUAAAAAAAAAAUUAGUUUUUUAUUCAACUUUACAAAAAAUCUGUCGAAAAGCUUUCUCUAAAACAAAUCCUCUAUGAUUGAGAACGGCAGCAGAAUCGUUACUAAUGGAAAGCCUAUAUGGAUAGAUGACAAAGGUUAUCCCAAGGAGGCGUUUUUAUUACCGUUUCACUACGAGAAAGAUAUUUCUCUCGUUCUUAUUCCUAAAGGAAUUAUUUUAGAUCGAAUUGAAAAAAUGGCAUACAAUAUAUCCAAUUUUUAUAGGAACAAACACGUUCACUUAGUGUGUAUUCUUAAAGGUUCUAGAGCUUAUUUUAAUCAUCUUCUUAAUACGUUAAAUAAAAUUUAUUUAUAUAAUUAUAAUGCUAAUGAAACAACUCCUUACCUAGAACAUUAUGUUCGUGUAAAAUCGUAUGAAAAUGAAACAUCUCUAGGAAAGAUAACAAUCGUUUCCGAUGAUUUGUCAGCCUUAAAGGGACAGAAUGUUCUUAUUGUUGAAGACCUUAUAGAUACUGGACUCACAUUAAAAAAAUUGUGUGAAUGGCUUGAGGAAAAUGUUAAGCCCCGUCAUAUUGGUAUCACAUGUUUGUUAGAGAAAAGCACAUCUGUCAAUUAUUCAUCAGAUUAGCGACCGUUCACGAUGUCAAAAGAGACUUUGUCGGUUUUUCCGUACCAAACGUGUUUAUUGUAGGAUUCGGUAUUGAUUAUAAUGACUGGUUCCGAGACUUGGAACAUAUUUGUGUACUUAAACCUGAAGCUACAAAACGACUUUGUGUAAAAUCAUAACAAAUAAGUAUUCAAUUUUUCUUUUUUAGUUUUAUUCAUCCGUGUAUGAAAUUUAACAAGUUUUAAUAAUAAUUUCACGAUAAGUUAACGUUUAUAGUAAACUACCA